This is a messenger RNA of Arctia plantaginis, 1383 nucleotides long. The record is from the annotation of a GenBank genome assembly. NCBI's taxonomy places the organism in Eukaryota, Metazoa, Arthropoda, Insecta, Lepidoptera, Erebidae.
AUGCGUGAAAUAGUGCACGUUCAAGCUGGUCAAUGUGGGAAUCAAAUCGGAUCCAAGUUUUGGGAGAUCAUAUCAGAUGAACAUGGAGUAGAUACGACGGGCAUUUACCGGGGCACGAGUGACCUUCAGCUCGAGAGGAUUAAUGUGUAUUACAAUGAAGCUUCAGGAGGUAAAUACGUCCCACGCGCUGUGUUGGUGGACCUGGAGCCCGGCACCAUGGACUCUGUGAGGUCCGGUCCUUACGGCCAGCUGUUCAGACCUGACAACUUUGUAUUUGGGCAGAGUGGAGCAGGCAACAACUGGGCAAAAGGACACUACACAGAGGGCGCUGAGCUCGUUGAUGCAGUGAUGGACGUUCUCCGAAAAGAGGCAGAGGGCUGUGACUGUCUGCAAGGUUUCCAGCUAACCCACUCUCUGGGCGGUGGCACCGGCUCCGGCAUGGGCACCCUACUCCUCAGCAAGAUCCGCGAGGAGUUCCCUGACAGGAUUAUGAACACUUUCAGCGUUGUGCCUUCACCUAAAGUGAGUGAGGUAGUCCUGGAACCAUACAAUGCGACGCUAUCCGUACACCAGCUGGUGGAGAACACCGAUAUGUCUUUCUGCAUCGACAACGAGGCCCUCUACAAUAUCUGCUUCAAAACCUUGAGGUUGAGCAGUCCCAGUUACGGUGAUUUGAACCAUUUGAUAUCGAUGACAAUGUCUGGUGUGACCACAUGUCUUCGUUUCCCUGGACAACUGAACGCCGAUCUAAGGAAGUUGGCUGUGAACAUGGUUCCUUUCCCAAGAUUGCACUUCUUCAUGCCUGGAUUUGCGCCGUUGACCGCUAGGAACUCCUUCAACUACCGUCCUCAAACAGUUCCUGAGUUGAUGAGCCAGAUGUUCAACGCGAGUAAUAUGAUGACGGCUGCAGACCCUCGCCACGGGCGCUACCUCACAGUAGCCACGAUGUUCCGAGGCAAAAUGUCCAUGAAAGAAGUCGACGAACAAGUACUAGCCAUACAAAACAAGAACUCCAGCUACUUCGUGGAAUGGAUCCCCAACAACCUGAAGGUUGCGGUGUGCGACGUGCCCCCCCGCGGGCUCAAGAUGUCUGCCACCUUCAUCGGCAACAGCACGGCCAUCCAAGAGAUCUUCAAACGGAUCAGCGAACAAUUCACCGCCAUGUUUAGGAGACGGGCUUUCCUCCACUGGUACACCGGCGAAGGUAUGGACGAGAUGGAGUUUACUGAAGCUGCCAGCAACAUGGCCGACCUGAUCUCCGAAUACCAGCAGUACCAGGAAGCAGCAGUAGAUGACGAGGAGGUCUUCGACGAGGAAGAAGAAUUGGCGCAAGAACAGCAGCCGUAUGAAACCAGAGAGAAUAGACAAAUACCAGAGAUAUAG